Messenger RNA from Anthonomus grandis grandis, 3449 nucleotides. It is a transcript of the gene CaMKII, whose product is annotated as calcium/calmodulin-dependent protein kinase type II alpha chain. The record is from RefSeq and is a predicted model, not a curated record. The coding region runs from base 419 to 2245 and encodes 608 amino acids. Gene Ontology annotation, biological process: protein phosphorylation. Gene Ontology annotation, molecular function: calmodulin binding; ATP binding; calcium/calmodulin-dependent protein kinase activity. Lineage: Eukaryota; Metazoa; Arthropoda; Insecta; Coleoptera; Curculionidae. Gene Ontology annotation, cellular component: cytoplasm; neuron projection. The transcript is spliced from 19 exons.
CAGCGAAGUCCAAUAUUGAUCUUUUAGGUUAGAAGAUCCCAGUGGACGAACACCAUCAUCAUCAUCAUCAUUUUACCGAUUCUAUAUUGUAGCGGCAGCGGCGGUGGUGGUGGGGAUCAGAGCAGGAUCAACAUCGGCUUUGUGUUGCCGUUUGUACGCAGUCACACUACGGACAUUUUUCCGACUGUCUCUACUCCUCAUUAUUAAAAAAAAAAAACAAUUUUCCGUUUUUUUCGCAGCCGCAGCCGCAGCAGCCACAGCAGCAGCAGGAAAACCCGUCGACUGGUGCCGUAGUCGCAGAUGGAUUUAUCAUCAUAAAAGCGGUGUAUUACGGGUUGUAUUUGUGCGCGUUUUAGGGGCAGUGAAAAGUCCUUUUCGAUCUUUUAUUGCUGCUGUAUAGUGCUGCUGUAGCUGUAUAAUGGCUGUACCAGUGGCCUGUACUCGGUUCAGCGACAAUUACGAUCUCAAGGAAGAACUUGGCAAAGGUGCUUUCUCGGUAGUGAGAAGAUGCGUUCAAAAAUCGACCGGGCUGGAAUUCGCAGCGAAAAUCAUCAACACAAAAAAAUUGUCCGCAAGAGAUUUUCAAAAAUUAGAAAGGGAAGCUAGGAUUUGCAGAAAAUUACAGCAUCCAAAUAUAGUGAGAUUACACGAUAGUAUACAGGAGGAAAACUUUCAUUAUUUAGUAUUCGAUUUGGUAACCGGUGGCGAAUUAUUUGAAGAUAUCGUAGCAAGAGAAUUUUAUUCAGAAGCAGACGCGUCACAUUGUAUACAACAAAUUUUAGAAUCUGUAAAUCAUUGUCAUCAGAACGGCGUUGUACAUAGGGAUCUCAAGCCUGAAAAUCUCCUUUUGGCAAGCAAAGCAAAAGGUGCAGCAGUAAAACUGGCAGACUUCGGUCUGGCCAUCGAGGUGGCCAACGAGAGGCAGGCGUGGUUUGGGUUUGCCGGUACCCCCGGGUAUCUUUCUCCGGAGGUUCUGAAAAAGGAACCUUAUGGUAAACCGGUGGAUAUUUGGGCCUGUGGCGUGAUACUCUACAUCCUACUUGUCGGUUACCCUCCGUUUUGGGACGAGGAUCAACAUCGAUUAUAUGCGCAAAUUAAAGCCGGUGCUUAUGAUUAUCCGAGCCCCGAAUGGGACACAGUCACUCCGGAAGCGAAAAAUCUCAUUAAUCAAAUGCUGACCGUCAACCCGAGCAACAGAAUUACGGCCGCUGAUGCCCUCAAACACCCCUGGAUUUGCCAAAGAGAACGUGUUGCUUCAGUGGUUCACAGACAAGAGACUGUCGACUGCCUUAAGAAAUUCAACGCUAGACGUAAACUUAAGGGUGCUAUUUUAACCACGAUGUUGGCAACACGAAACUUUUCGAGCAGAAGUAUAAUCGUAAAGAAGGGAGAUGGAUCUCAAGUGAAAGAGAGCACGGAUAGUUCCACAACGAUAGAAGAUGACGAUAUCAAAGAAGACAAGAAGGGCGGAGUCGACCGUAGUUCAACAGUAAUUGCGAAAGAACCCGAAGGCGCCGGGACGCCGCCGCAGAGUCCCAAAGUAACGCCCACCACCGUCGGGUCGCCGUCGAGCAGCGUUGCCACCACCGCUCCGAUGAAUUUGGGGCAGGCGCUGUUGCAAAGUGUUCAAGGUGUGGACGCGGUUCAUAAGGAUAUCGAGAAAUGGAUCGAGUCUACUAUGAAAAGGGACGCGUUUCCUUUAAAGGACUCUGCAGAAGAUACCGUAGCGUACAAACGGUUGGAUUCCGAACCAGAAGAAAUACGGAUUGUGUGCCCUGACAAGCCUUAUUCUCAACUAUCAGCAAAUUCUCAAACGUCAGCUCGACGUCAAGAAAUUAUCAAAAUUACCGAGCAGCUGAUAGAGGCCAUCAAUACUGGUGAUUUUGAAGGUUACACGAAAAUCUGCGAUCCUCACUUAACAGCCUUCGAACCAGAAGCGAUGGGAAAUCUCGUGGAGGGAAUGGAUUUCCACAAAUUUUAUUUUGAUAAUGUGCUGGGCAAGAACUGCAAAGCAGUUAACACAACAAUUCUAAAUCCACACGUGCAUUUGCUAGGUGAAGAUGCCGCUUGCAUCGCAUACGUUAGGCUAACGCAGUAUAUUGAUAAACAUGGUCAGGCUCACACACACCAAUCGGAAGAGAGCAGGGUGUGGCACAAGAGAGACAACAAAUGGCAAAAUGUUCACUUCCACCGUAGCGGCGGAAACGGGGGCGCAGCUUUUGGUUUCAGUUCGCAGCAUAAAUAAGAAAAACAGCCAAAAAAAGACAAACUUAAGAACAUAAACAAAUGAAAAGCGAAGAUUACUGUCAAUACAGUUUCUUUGUAACUCAAUCCUUUUAACUCUCUUUGUCUCAGUUUCCGUUUUGGCGGAUCUCGGAGCUUGAAAUAUAUAUUGUCAUCGAGUAGUUAUAAGUACAGGGGGUGAAAGUCCGAAUUAUUAAAGGGGUUGGAAUUAAAUUUUAAGACUGGUAGAAAUUUAUCAUUUAUCGAAGGUAUUGUAAUAAGGCUUUAAUGGUAAUAUAUAUUUUGAGUUCUCGGAGAGAAGCAGAAUAAGCCGUGAUGCGUGAAUAGAUUUUUUUGUAUUCCUUUACUAUACACGGCGUCCCACGAUAAAUUGCUUUUCGAGAUAUUGAUCAGCGUACCUCGUCGAGGACGCCUUGUAUAAUACUCUGGAUAUCGGAAUACUAUCGUAUCUCCAAAUAAAGUUGUAUUUUUAGCUAGCAAUAUUUUUACCUUCGGGCAUUUUAAAAUAAAAUGUUCGAAUGUGUCUUAUAAAAUUCGUUCUUGAACAGUUUUGAUAACUUCCUCUUUCCUAAUUAAUGGCAAAGCGGAUGCUACCAAGACUUUAUUUGUAUUUAUCGCUGUUGUUGACACUACUGUUCAUCACACCAACAUAAUUGUAAGUACUUAUAGUAGAAUAUAAUAUAUUAGCCAAACAUUUUACUUAAUAAACGGAUUUAAAAAAAAAUAUUUAAAUAGCUUAAAAUGAAUUUUUUAAUGUCGUUAUUUUUGCUUAUAAUUAAUAUGAAGGAAGAAAAUAUUUUUUUUGUUUAGUUGAAUCAUUUCUAUAUUCACUAUAGACAUGAUUAUUUGGGAAUUAACGACCUACUUUCUUUAACAGAACCCAUGCAUUUAAAUAAUGCGAUAAGUAUAUUUUGAAUAGUUAUAUUUAUUUGAUAAAAAAACUGGUAGUUUUAGUCCAAGAAAGGCUCGUUAAUUUCUCUAAUGUAACAAAUUCUGACAUUUUAUUUAUAUACGGGGAGUUCAGCAAUUACAAAUAUCAAAAAGUAGGUUUUGAAAUAUUGGCAACAUUACAAAGUUAUAUAGUAGUCGAUGUUAAAAAAUGUUAAUUGUUACCUACUUUUGGAAAAAUUUGCUGAAAAAUUACCCUGUACUUAUAUUAAAAAAAAUUAUUAAAAUGGUUUGUACUUAUUUUAAUUUAUAUAAAU